AAAGAAAACCGUAGUCAUAUACCUAUCACUGACAAAUAUUAAUAUCUUGUGAGAGAAAUUGAAAUGGGUGAGGAAUAUGGCAUUAUAUCGAAGGAGACAGUAAAGCCAUCUUCCCAAACCCCUAUUCAGCACUUCAAACUCUCUUUUCUCGACCAAUUGGCUCCUUCAUUCCAUGUUCCCAUUCUGCUCUUUUACUCUGCCUCUGAUGUUAGAACCUUUGCUGCCACUGACCACAGUGCACUGUCACAAAAGUUGAAAACUUCUCUGUCACAAGUCCUCACUCUCUAUUACCCAUUUUGCGGAAGACUCAGAAACUCUUCAAUCAUUGAGUGCAACGACGAGGGUGUUCUUUUCAUCCACUCUAAACUCCCCAUUGAGCUCUCAAACAUUCUCCAAAACCCUCAACUUCACACCCUCUAUGAACUUCUCCCAUGUCCUCCUUACAACCUUGAACCACAACAAAGGGACACGUUCGGGAUCAUGGCAGUUCAGUUGAGCCAAUUCAAGUGUGGGGGCAUAGCCCUUGGCGUGUGCUUCUCACACAAGAUCGCUGAUGCUUCCACUGCAGCAUCGUUUCUCAACGCUUGGGCUGCAACAUCACGUGGACACGGCAAUAGCAACCUCGUUCCACCUCCAAUGGAAGAGGCAAGUCUGCUUUUCCCAUCGAGGAACAUAUCCGUUGACAUGACAAGUGGCAUGGUUGGCCAAGAAAAGACUGUGACAAAGAGAUUCAUAUUUAGUGGCAGCAGUAUUUCUAGAUUGAGACAAACCAUAGGGUGCCCCAGAUUCAAUCCCUCACGCGUUGAAGCCGUGACGACGCUGCUAUGGAAAUCAUCACUGGAAGCAGCAAAAGAAAGUUUAGAUUCUGGGGAAGAAAAAAUUGUUGCUUCUGCGGUAUCCCACACAGUGAACAUUCGCAGCAGAAUGGUUCCAUCUUUGUCGAAGCAUUCAGUUGGAAACAUUUGGCAAUACGCGGUGUCUUCGUUGGUGGAAGUGGAGGGGGAAGUGGGGUUGCGUGAUUUGGCAGAGAGAAAGAAGGAAACAAUAGGAAAAGUUGAUGGAGAUUAUAUAAAGAAACUUCAGAGUGAUGAGUUUGUUGAAGUAGUUCAGGCUAUAGAAGAAGCAAGGAGACUGGCUGAAGAAAAGGGUGUUCGAGGUUAUGGGUUUACCAGUUGGGUAGGGUUUGAGUUCUAUGAAGUUGAUUUUGGAUGGGGAAAGCCCAGUUAUGCUAGCACCAUUCCUGUGCCCAUAAAAAAUUUGGGAACUUUGAUGAGCACAAAGGAUGGAGAUGGCAUAGAGGCAUGGCUUACCUUGACCACACGUGACAUGGCUCGGCUUGAACACAAUGCAGAACUUCUGAACUUUGCGUCGUUUGAUUCAACUCACUGCCAUGGGAUCAUUAGAGUGUGCUUCAUGUUUCUAGUCUCUAGUAUAGCUUAUUGGAAUAAUGGGAAUCAGCAUGGUUUCUUUACUAGAAUGAUCUUCAUCAUCCUNUAUGGGUUUACCAGUUGGGUAGGGUUUGAGUUCUAUGAAGUUGAUUUUGGAUGGGGAAAGCCCAGUUAUGCUAGCACCAUUCCUGUGCCCAUAAAAAAUUUGGGAACUUUGAUGAGCACAAAGGAUGGAGAUGGCAUAGAGGCAUGGCUUACCUUGACCACACGUGACAUGGCUCGGCUUGAACACAAUGCAGAACUUCUGAACUUUGCGUCGUUUGAUUCUUAAUCUUAAAAGUAAUGUUGUUUGAUAUAGUUUUAUCUUAAAUAAUGCAGAACUCACUGCCAUGGGAUCAUUAGAGUGUGCUUCAUGUUUCUAGUCUCUAGUAUAGCUUAUUGGAAUAAUGGGAAUCAGCAUGGUUUCUUUACUAGGUGUGCUUUUCCUUCUUCUAUUAUAUUGUAAAAUGUCAAAUAAAGUUGAUGUUCCGACCACUUUAUACGGAAUGAUAGA
Molecule: messenger RNA, 1941 nt
Organism: Vigna umbellata (rice bean)
Lineage: Eukaryota; Viridiplantae; Streptophyta; Magnoliopsida; Fabales; Fabaceae
Source: RefSeq, a predicted model, not a curated record